Psylliodes chrysocephalus is the source of this 1548-nucleotide messenger RNA. The record is from the annotation of a GenBank genome assembly. NCBI's taxonomy places the organism in Eukaryota, Metazoa, Arthropoda, Insecta, Coleoptera, Chrysomelidae.
UGAUAAGCUAUUCUCAGUUAUUGUACUAGUAGUAAAUCAACAAUGGCGGCAAACACACAAUUUGCAAUAAUUCCAGAUAGUAUAUUAAAUGAUUCACAAUGUAGCGUCUGCUACAAAUAUUUGAGUGUUCUUCCAGUAAAAAUAUAUCCAAAUUCAAAAAUAAAAUGUGGAAGGUGUUCCGAAAUUGAUGAUAAUUGUACAAAAUCAAUUUACAACAUUAUUGCAGACAAGGUAUUGUUUAAAUGUAUUAAUAGAUUUGAUGGAUGUAGACGAAUUUUACAUACUUCGGAAGUAAGAGAACAUGAAAUGAAAUGUCAAACUAGUACCACCGAUUGUCCAGUUUGUUUAGACAAAAAUAAAAUUAAAGAAAUUCCUGUGUACCAGAUGAUAAUCCAUUUUAAAAAGUUCCACGUGGCUCACUAUAUGAAGAACCCAUAUUUCAAAAUUUACAGACAUGAAACUAAUAAGACAUUUUUAUAUCAAAAAGAUGAAGAGUUGUUUUUUAUAUCAUACAUCUGUCUGGAAAAUGGUGAUAUAUUUUUGACGGGAUCUCCUGUGACUCAAUACCACGAACAAAAAAAUAUGAGUUUUUAUCUUGUAACUGAUUCAUAUUCACUAGAAGCUAAACAAUUAUUACAUUUAUCAAGCGAAAGAUAUACAUUUAAAAUCUGUAAAACAUAUACAGUAGGAAUGCAAAAUGUUUGUGUUAAAGUGGAAAUUGAAAUGUCUCCUACUGUCUGGAUCACAAAGGAUCAGCUCGUUGCUGACUCAGCGGAAGCAGAAGAAGUGAAAACAAUUUUAGCUAAAUUCAAUAAAACAUUUCCACGUAAAAUUUCAAUCCGGAAACCAAUUUUUAUUGAUACAGUUUUCUCGCUAGGCCCAAACAAACGUUAUAUAAUAAAAAAAUACGGAGGAAAAAGUUACAAUAUUUUUCUUGACUGUCUUUCUUGUUUAAAUGUAACUUUAACACCAACUGAUUUAUUUGAUGGAUUUUUCAUCAAAAUUGGCAAAUACUUUUUUAACAUAUGCAAUAGCUGCCUGCAAUAUCAAUUACCGAAUAACGAAAUAAUGUUUGUGCCGUUCAGUUCAGUUUUAAAUAGUCCGGAUAUGUUUAUCUUUGAAAUUCAUGAAAAAAUGUUACAUUUAGAAACAUUGCCAAUACAUCCAACAUGGACUAUAUGUCCUAUAAAUGACUGUAACUAUUUUUGUGCUAAACUAGACGUUGUAGACCAUAUACAAACAAAUCACAAACUUAUGCAAUUGAAUAAUUUUGCGUCAUAUAUUUCAAAUUGUUUGAGGUAAAGUAAAGAGCAAAAUGUGUUUUAAAUUACCUUAUAUUUUGAUGUAUUAAAUGCAGUUAUAUAGUAAAGUAAAUAUAAAUUAAACAUUAAUAAAUUAUUUUAGUAUGUAAAACUUACUAAUACAUGGAUCUUUAGCAGUAUUCUGUCACAUCAUUAUCUAAUAACACAGUUUGUUGAAUCCCCAUCAUUUUAAAGUUUUAUUUGUUAUAUCUAUGAGGAAUUUAAUAAACAAUUUCGUCUAAUCACG